CUCCAGCGCGUUCUCUUUCAGCGCGUGAGCCGUUUCUUUCCUCUAUUCACUUUAUUCCGAAUCCCGGGAAGCGGCCAGGACGCAUCGCUGUAAGGCUUGAAAAUCCUCCCCGAGCUCAGUCAUCCUUCACCUUCCUCACGGAGAGAGAGAUUGCAAUGCUUCAAACACGGGAUCUCAUCUGGACCGUGCUGCUGUUUGGACAUGCAGUCUCUUUGCAGGUGGAGAUCAUACCACCACACGGCGAAAUCAGCGUCGGAGAAUCCAAGUUCUUUUUAUGUGAAGUGGUUGGUGAUGUGAAGGACAUCGACUGGUUUGCUCCCAGUGGAGAGAAGCUGCUGCCAAAUAGACAGGACAUCAUUGUGAGCCGUAAUGAUGAGACCUCAUCCACGCUCACCAUCUACAGUGCUACUGUGGACAACGCCGGCAUAUACAAGUGUGUGGCCAAGGACGGGGACAACGAAGCCGAGGCCACGGUCAACGUUAAGAUCUACCAAAAACUCACUUUCCAGAGCGCUCCAUCUCCUCAGGAGUUUAACGAGGGGGAUGAUGCGGUCAUCAUGUGUGACGUCAUCAGCUCUCCGCCACCCACAAUUAUCUGGAGAUACCAGAGAACCAAGAUUCAGCUGGAAAAAGAUGUGCGCUUCAAGGUCCUUAGUAACAACCACCUCCAGAUCCGCGGCAUCAAAAAGUCAGAUGAGGGAAACUACACCUGCGAGGGGCGUAUCAUGGCUCGGGGAGAGAUCGACCUCAGGGUCAUUAAGGUCAUCGUCAAUGUCCUACCCAGUAUUAGGACCCGUUAUGCAGAGCUCAAUGCCACUGCGGACAUCGAGCAGGCUGUGACGCUGGCGUGUUAUGCGGAUGGCUACCCAGAGCCCACAGUCACGUGGGUGCGUAAUAAUGUAGUGCUGGUGGCCAAUGAGAAAUACAGCGUGAAUGAUGACGGCUCAGAGCUGACAAUCAAAGACGUGAAGAAGCUGGAUGAGGGAGAUUACACCUGCAUCGCCCGCAAUAAAGCAGGAGAGAAGCAGGAGGAGAUCAGCCUCAAGGUGUUUGUGCAACCGAAGAUCACGUACUUGAAGAACCAGACAGCAUCAGAGCUGGAGGAACAGGCCGUCCUGAUCUGUGAGGCCACAGGCGACCCCACUCCCAGCAUCGUGUGGAGCUUCGGCAGGCGCGUUUUCAGCGAGGGAGAGCAGAGUCUGGACAGUAAUGUGAUAGUGCGCAGCGAUGCCCGUGUGUCCUCUCUCACCCUGAAGUACGUCCAGUUCACAGACGCCGGCCAGUACCUCUGCACCGCCCGCAACUCCAUCGGCCAGGACAUCCAGAGCAUGUACCUGGAAGUGCGCUAUGCUCCAAAAAUCCAGGCCUCAGUGACAAAGUUUACAUGGGAAGGGAAUGCUGCUAACCUCACAUGUGAGGCUCUGGCUCAUCCAAGUGCUGCGGUGCAGUGGUUCCGAGAUGGACUGCAGCUGCCAGCAGUGAACACCACCAACAUCAAGAUCUACAGCACACCCACCAUCAGCUACCUGGAGGUCACCCCUGAAUCCCAGAAUGACUUUGGGAGCUACAACUGCACAGCCACCAAUGUAAUCGGCAGCGACUCUAAGGAGAUCCUAUUAAUCCCGGCAGAGGUGCCAUCUGCGCCGGUUAUCGAUCGUGUUGAGCCGUACCCCAGCACAGCCAUGGUGGAGUUCGAUGAACCUGAUUCAGAUGGAGGAGUACCUGUUCUCAAGUACAAGGCUACAUGGAGGACCAAGGGUCAAGACUGGGUUAGCAAAGUGUACAAUGUGGAAGAGGGCCUCAGCACCAUCACCAUUGUUGGACUCAGGCCAGAGACUGAAUAUGAGGUUAUGAUGUCAGCCAUCAAUGGCAAGGGUGAAGGAGAAAACUGUCCUCCAGAGAUUUUUAAAACACUGCCUGUCAUGUCUUCAGUGACUCCAACCACAAAUCCUCCAACCACUGCAGCUCUUAAAGGGGAACCAAAUCCUCCAAAACUGGUGGCCAAGCUGCUGUCCCCAGGCAAUGAGCUGAAGGUCAACUGGAUCAAGCAGGACGAUGGGGGCUCACCCAUCAGACAGUACCUAGUGAGAUUUAGACCUAAACACCACAACAUUUGGAAGCCUGUGGUCCGUGUCCCUAAUGGCAGUGAGUUUUUGGUGCUAAGAGGUUUGGAUUGGAACACCGAGUAUGAGGUUUCUGUGGAAGCAGAGAACCAGCACGGCCGCUCCCAGCCUGGCGUCCUCUUCUUCAGGACCUCCGUAGAACCCACUGCCAUCCCAGACCCAGUAGCCAGUGGUUCAAGCCUUGGGACAGGGGCCAUCGUGGGCAUUCUCCUCGUGGUUUUCAUCCUGCUGCUUGUCGGCGUGGACGUCACCUGCUACUUCCUCAACAAAUGUGGCCUGCUCAUGUGCAUCGCCGUCAAAUUCUGUGGCAAGCCCGACCCCUCCACCAAGGGCAAGGACAUUGAAGAGGGCAAGGCAGCUUUCACGAAAGAUGAGUCUAAAGAGCCCAUAGUGGAAGUGAGGACUGAGGAAGAGCGCACCCCCAACCAUGAGGGAGGAAUCCCCACUGAACCCAAUGAGACCACCCCACUUACCGACCCUGACGGUAAGAUUGUCGAAGAUGGGAAGAGUAAAGCACCCGAGGCAGAGGUGAACAAACCCUCAGCUGAGGUGAAGAUGGUUCCCAAUGAAGCCCUGCAGACAAAUGGCAAUGAGAGCAAAGCGUGAUCCAGCGAUCCGAACGCCUCCGAGUGUCACCACCACAUCGAAACAAAUGGUCUAAUUAAAAAAAAAGGGUUCCUUUCUUCAGUCAGUGUCUUCUGUGAGUUUGCAGAACAAGAGUUUGUAGAUGUAUAGAGCACCUAAAGAACUCGUGCACAUGCCUUUUGUUGUUGGGUUUUUUUUUUUUUUUUCUUCUUGAAUGUUAUUUCUCAUUCUAUUUUUCUGUAUUCAGAUACAGCAGGAAGUUUUUUUGUUUUUUAUCUUUAGCGCACUCUACUUCACCUCCUCAGCACAAUCUCGGCUGUCUUAUACUCGGAAGAGAAGCGUAAUUUCAGUGUGAAUAGUUAAUAACGGGAAUGUUAGCUUUACUCCUGAAGAAUGCCUUUUACAUUGUGCACACGUGUAGUCGAUACUUUUACCAUUUUUGAGUUAUGUACUGUUUUAUUACAUGCAGUAUUGCCCUAUUUUAUUCUUUUACACACAGAUUUUGGGGAAUUUUUUUAACCGUUUUGUUGUGUUUAAAUAAUGUAUGAAAGUAACUGGCUUUUAUUUUAUUUUUUCACUGUUUAUUUUUGAGAAUUAGAACUAGAUUGCUCGCGUGCUUGCUUUGCAGAUUUGUCCCAUAAUGCCCCUUCGGUUGUUGUUUUCAUUAUGACCCUGAGUUUAUAUUUUUUUAUGUUGAGGAACACAAAGCAAAAAGCUUUCCCAUUAAAACACAAUGAAAGAAACGAAGGCACAGUUGAAUAACUGAGAGGCGUCGUCAGGUCAGAUUCAGAUAUUGUGAUCAUUCUAUAGCAACACGUAGUGAUCACAUCCAGCUUUUCUUUCUUUUAUGUCUUUUCUGAAUAUUUUUUGUGUGUGUGAACAUCAACAGAAAGGGAGCUUGUUGUUGUUCUCCAGAUUUCAAUUUUUGAUAGGACCAAAAUGGAGUGUUUUGGACAUUAUGAUCAAACAGCUGUUAAAGGGUACAAGGCCACUGCUACAAUGGUCACAGCUUGGAUAAUUGAUAAACAGUACGUACUUCCAAUGAUCAAGUCCCAUUUAAACACUAAGAAAGAAAAAUGAAUACAGAAUUUUAGUUUAUAAAAGCCUUUUUUCGUAUACAUAAUAACAAAUGGCCAUAUCAUUUUCUUUAUUUAAACCAUAGUACUCCAGUUAAAAUAUUGAACAGUCAAAAAUUUUAAAAAAGGGGUUUUUUUUGUUUGUUUGAUUUUUCCAGUUCCUUUAGUCUGCAAGUUUGUGCACUGUGAAUGCGUGAUAUAUCCUAGUGUGAAUACAGUGUGUUCUUUGUCAUAGACUUGAAAUAUCCAUAGGUUGUGAAAGAUGUAGCUAUUAGUACAGAUAAUGUUCCAUCUCCGUAAAAUUACAUUUCAAAAAAUACAACGAUACAAACCAAUAUACAUGAAAACUCAUCAAGAUUCAAAGGAGAAGGUGCCUUUAAUGUUAAAAUGUGUGUAGUCUGAGUGGUUCGGUCAGUCCGUACCACUGGGGGAGUAGCAGAGGUAGUGUGGGACCAGGUCACAUUCUUGUCUUGGGAAAUGGUUUUGCUCUGUAAACUGUGAAUAUAAUCGUUUCUUUUUGUUUGUGUUGCGUACUUUCAGAGGUCUGAGAGUGUACAUGAGUGUGAUCGAUUAGUAGCAAGCUCAAGACCUUCACGACUUGCCUCUCUUUACCUGAUGCAAAACAAGAUCAUACAUUCACGAUCAGAAAUGUUAUAUAACGCCUUGUCGUCUAGUGCCCCAGGAACAGAAAAGCUCGCCAUUAAUGUAGUCAUCAAUUCACAUCAGUUGGUCGAGCUGCCUGAGUCCCUUUCCCAUGAUCAGCAUUACUGUGGUCCAGUCAAAAGUGUAACCAUGUCCAUAACGACUAUUUUUUAAACGCUGAAACAAGCAUGCAGUGUAUUCUAAACUAGAUGUCAUUGGUGUCAAGGUUUGCUCGUAAAUUGUUAAAUGAAGAACCGUGACAAAACACUUUCAUUGUUGUUUAUGGGUCUAAUUGAGUGCUCUGUCCAAAUGUGGUCUGUUAGUUCUUUUGGCAUUGCCUUACUUUAAAAUAUGGUGUCCCAUAAGUUUAAAACACAUUGACAAAUCAAAAACGCAACACCAAUAUCAAAAACACACCAGCAAAUUCAGAAACACAUCAGCAUUUUCUUGGUUCAAAAUGGAAACAGUAGGUCCUCAUUGAAAAUCAGUAACUAUAAGUAACAAGAACAAUUUAAUGCAAUGUUAUAGUGAGGAGUAAUUCUUUCAUCUGAAUAAUCCAUCCAUCCAUUAUCUGUAGCCGCUUAUCCUGUACAGGGUCGCAGGCGAGCUGGAGCCUAUCCCAGCUGACUAUGGGUGAGAGGCGGGGUACACCCUGGACAAGUUGCCAGGUCAUCACAGGGCUACAUCUGAAUAAUCCUUUUCCUUUAUUCACAUAUUCAUAUUAAUGCUAUGCAAAAUUGACAGGUCUAAAAUAACAAGGAAAUUAUCUUAACAAAAAUAAACAUGGCUCAUAUUGCCUCUUACUCUAAACUUCAUGUUCAGUAAGGACCUACACUUUCCAUUUUUGAGUUGACGUUCAUGUUUUUCUGAAAUUGCUGUUGCAGUUUUGGUUUGUUCAUGUUUUGCACUUACAGGACAAAGUAAUAGUUUGGCAAAAUAUCUAAAAUGUACACCCAUUUUACCACAAAUGCCUCAACCAGCCAAGAAUUUGUCUGUAAUUUCCCUGUUUGGGCGUACCAGAGCCAAAAAGCUAAUGUAGCUAACAAGUAAGCAACGUUUACAGCUACUAAUUUCUGUCUAAAUCAUUAUACACUCGCGUCCAAACUAUACUGAAUUGUUCAGUGUUUCAAACAGAUUUAUUUAUGUGGUUUCUGACGUGUUAAAAAAACAGACAAAAGGAGCUUACAAAGCUAAAGAGUCAUAGCAGCGAUCUUAAUGAUCCCUCAGGACAUAAAUGUAGAAUUUUACAUUCGAAGUGAUUCAGAUGCUAAUACAGCUCUAUUAUAAUGCUGUACUUUUUAUGCAGAUGUAUUUUUGUGAAACUGUUUCAGUACAGAUGGUAUUACUGAUCCAACUGUAUAUGUUUUGAGGUAAAUGCUGAAUAAGCAUAGCUUCCAUGUUAGCUACAUUAGCCUUUCGUGCCAAUGCAAAACUAAAGAAGCAACUUCAGGCACUAAACAUUUCUCAGCUGAUUCAUUUCAUUUUGGGCGAGUGGAAAAUUGUGUACAUUUUUGUCCAAACUAUUCCUUUAAGUCUUUUUCAUUGGUAGAAUUCUGGUACAUGAUGAAGCCAGAAACUGCACCUCAUGAUGUCAUUACAUGUUUCGACGUGCUGGAGAUUGAAAUGGCUUUCGACACCAUUCAAUGUGGGACCAAUUUCUAUGUGAGUUUACAUGCUAGCAGUUUACCACCAUACUCAUGUCAUUCCAACAUUAUAAACAAUCAAAAAAUGCAGAAAAGUUUAUUUCUAACAGUUAAGCAAACAAGUCCAUAACUGAAGCUGCCUUUUGGCUGAGGGCUGACUUACACGCUCUCUUGCUUCAUCAAUCACAGCUCUCCUCCCAAAACCCUCUUCACAUACUCAUCCACCCAUCCAUUCUCAGCUGCAGGGGCCUUUUCACUCUUGUAUACAGAUUUUUACCAUAUCAUGCACCGGUGCCACCUUCUUCCUCCACACUCUCUUUCACUGGUGUAAAUACUGAGUACUAACGCAAACCAUUUUGAUUUUCAUUCCGUCUGAAAUUCUUGUGUUCAA
This is a messenger RNA of Neoarius graeffei (lesser salmon catfish), 6460 nucleotides long. RefSeq names its product neural cell adhesion molecule 1a (gene ncam1a). The transcript has 20 exons. NCBI's taxonomy places the organism in Eukaryota, Metazoa, Chordata, Actinopteri, Siluriformes, Ariidae. Gene Ontology annotation, molecular function: protein binding. Gene Ontology annotation, biological process: cell adhesion. Bases 156 to 2729 code for a protein of 857 amino acids. The record is from RefSeq and is a predicted model, not a curated record. Gene Ontology annotation, cellular component: membrane.